CCCGGGCCACCGCUGCCAUGACGACUGCCAUCCUGGAACGCCUGAGCACCCUGUCUGUGAGCGGGCAGCAGCUGCGCCGCCUGCCCAAGAUUCUCGAAGAAGGGCUUCCCAAGAUGCCGUGCACUGUCCCAGAAAGCGACGUGCCCCAACUCUUCAGGGAGCCUUACAUCCACGCGGGCUACCGCCCUACGGGGCACGAGUGGCGUUACUACUUCUUCAGCCUCUUUCAGAAGCACAAUGAGGUGGUCAACGUCUGGACCCACUUGCUGGCGGCCCUAGCGGUCCUGUUGCGAUUCUGGGCCUUUGCGGAGGCUGGGGCAUUGCAGUGCUCUCCCCACACCCUACCCCUGCUCCUCUUUAUCCUGUCCUCUAUCACUUACCUCACCUGCAGCCUCUUGGCCCACCUGCUGCAGUCCAAGUCAGAGCUGUCUCACUACACCUUUUACUUUGUGGACUACGUCGGGGUCAGCGUCUAUCAGUAUGGCAGCGCAUUGGCUCAUUUUUUCUACAGCUCGGACCAGGCGUGGUACGAGCGGUUCUGGCUUUUCUUCCUGCCAGCAGCUGCUUUCUGUGGCUGGCUCUCCUGUGCUGGCUGUUGCUAUGCCAAGUAUCGCUACCGAAGGCCUUAUCCAGUGAUGCGGAAGAUCUGUCAAGUGGUACCAGCCGGGCUGGCCUUCAUUCUCGACAUCAGCCCUGUGGCCCACCGGGUGGCUCUCUGUCACCUGGCUGGUUGCCAGGAACAGGCGGCCUGGUAUCACACCCUCCAGAUCGUCUUCUUCCUGGUUAGCGCCUACUUCUUCUCCUGCCCGGUACCCGAGAAGUACUUCCCAGGUUCCUGUGACAUUGUGGGCCACGGACAUCAAAUCUUCCACGCCUUCCUUUCCAUCUGCACGCUCUCCCAGCUGGAGGCCAUUCUUCUAGACUACCAGGGAAGGCAUGAGAUCUUCCUCCAGCGCCACGGUCCCCUGUCCGUCUACACGGCCUGCCUCUCCUUUUUCUUCUUAGCUGCCUGCAGUGCGGCCACCGCCUCCCUCCUGAGGCACAAAGUCAAGGCCAGACUGGUUAAGAGAGAUUCCUGA
This is a messenger RNA of Arvicola amphibius (Eurasian water vole), 1079 nucleotides long. RefSeq names its product progestin and adipoQ receptor family member 8 (gene Paqr8). Gene Ontology annotation, cellular component: plasma membrane. NCBI's taxonomy places the organism in Eukaryota, Metazoa, Chordata, Mammalia, Rodentia, Cricetidae. Bases 18 to 1079 code for a protein of 353 amino acids. Gene Ontology annotation, molecular function: nuclear steroid receptor activity; steroid binding. The record is from RefSeq and is a predicted model, not a curated record. Gene Ontology annotation, biological process: response to steroid hormone. The transcript has a single exon.